AUGGAUAACCUGUGGAGUCGCCGUUCGAAUUCCAGCAAACUUUCGCUAUCCACAGGCAAUCCAACUACGAAUGGAUCAACUCUUGGUGGUGGCGACCACGCAGCAAGGGGAUUUGUCUUGGGAAGAAGACAUGGAGACACUUCUUCGCACAGCACAAAAAAUCCUUUCAAUUCCAUGUCCCCUUCGGCCUCAUCCUUAUCCUCUCCAACAACGGGCGCAUCGAGCGCUUUUGGAUUAGGAUCAGGCGCUUUCGCAUCAUUUGGAAACUCAAAGGGCCCGAAAACUCCUGGAGGUGGAGGUGCGCUGGAUUUUGGAAGUGUAGUGGGAGGAUCUACCAAAACACCAACUGCGGAGAAAAAUUAUAGAGAUUUGGGAACAAAGACAUCUAAAACUUCCCUCACAGAUUCUAAGACGGCUACAGCGCCAGCUUCACACCAAUUUCGACAUGGCUGGGUAUUUUGGUACAGACCCCCAAUCUCCAAGUCAAACGGAUUUGUUGAAUACGAAAAGACAUUACAUCCAAUGGCAGCAUUCAAUUCGGCGGAGGAACUGUUUGACGUUUUCGAUCAUAUGAGGCACCCCUCGAAUCUGCCACUAGUUUCCGAUUACCACAUGUUUAAGAAGGGAAUUCGUCCAGUUUGGGAGGAUGAUGAAAAUAAAAAGGGAGGCAAAUGGAUUGUGAGACUCAAGAAGGGUGUGGCUGAUCGUUAUUGGGAAGAUUUAGUCUUUGCAAUGGCUGGAGAUGAGUUCGACCCCAGCGAAGAAGUUUGCGGGGUUGUACUUAGCGUGCGCAAUGGAGAAGAUAUCUUGAGUAUCUGGACCCGUUCAGGUGGCGGGAGGGUACUCAAAAUUAGGGAGACAUUAAAGCGCGUUCUUUCAUUCCCACCUGAAACUAAGGUAGAAUGGAAGUCUCAUGAUUCUAGUAUACAACAACGAACUGCUAUCGACGAAGCUCGAAAGGAGAAGGCGGCCAAUCAUCACAAUAAUCGUAAUGGCACCGAACACUCGGAGAAGAAAUAA
Molecule: messenger RNA, 1020 nt
Organism: Botrytis sinoallii
Lineage: Eukaryota; Fungi; Ascomycota; Leotiomycetes; Helotiales; Sclerotiniaceae
Exons: 3
Coding region: 1-1020 (339 amino acids)
Biological process (GO): translational initiation
Cellular component (GO): eukaryotic translation initiation factor 4F complex; cytoplasm
Molecular function (GO): translation initiation factor activity; RNA 7-methylguanosine cap binding
Source: RefSeq, a predicted model, not a curated record